Ramularia collo-cygni is the source of this 441-nucleotide messenger RNA. RefSeq lists its product as uncharacterized. The transcript is spliced from 4 exons. NCBI's taxonomy places the organism in Eukaryota, Fungi, Ascomycota, Dothideomycetes, Mycosphaerellales, Mycosphaerellaceae. The record is from RefSeq and is a predicted model, not a curated record. Bases 1 to 441 code for a protein of 146 amino acids.
AUGACUGCCGCACGAGUAUCGGUGCCCCGCACCAACGCCGGAAAGGACGUCACUGUCGAUAGCCACCGGGACGAUGGGCUGGACAGCAAUGACCUUGACGGAUCCUUCAACGGUCAUUCGAAUGGCAAGCAGUCCAAGAAGGCAAAAGUGGCGCCGAAAGCCAAGGAAACCAAACCCAUCAAGCCAUUCAGAUUCCUGGACCUUCCUGCUGAGCUUAGAGAUCAGAUUUGCGGGCUUGCGUUGACGGAGCACUCGGGAAUUACUCUGGUCAGCACAACACGAGGCAAUCGCCAUACUGUACGGCGUUGUGGGAUUACUCUCCAGGAAGGCACGCAUCAUUCUGGCAAGCUGCCGCCUAGCUACCGCGGCCGGCUUACCAGACUGAUGAGCCAGGGUGCCACUCAGUCAUUCAUUGGGCAUUCUCGCGAGUUCAAUCUCUAA